AUGACCUUCCCCCAGGAACUGUUCUUCUUAUCAGACGUAAGCGUUCUUCUACUGCCUGCUGAGGGACGGCGAGUGAUUGUUCUCUGUCCUGUCCCAUCCAGCGAUCCGAACGAGCCGCUCAAUUGGAGUCCCGCACGCAAGACCUGCCAUUUUACCCUGGUGCUAGCUGUAACAUGUCUCGUCUUCACAGCGCUCUCCAUCCAGCAGAUCUUCUGGCAGUUGAUGGCGCAGGACUUGAACGUCACUUAUACACAACUCAACUGUGCCAUAUCACUUAACUUCGUCGGGCUUGCGACGGGAUGCGCCCUAUUCACUCCAUUCGCAAAGAAGUACGGCCGAAGGCCGGUGUAUCUGAUGUCAACAGCGCUGAUGGUGGUUGCUUCAUUUUGGUCAGGGGAGAUCAAAACCCUUCCGGAGCUAUAUAUUACAAACCUUCUGCAGGGCCUCGCUGGGGCAACCAACGAGGCUAUCGUCCAAAUUACCAUUGUAGAUCUCUUUUUCGUGCAUCACCGAGGAGGAAUGAAUACAUUGUACAUAACGAUGAUGAUGAUUGGGAGCUUCCUCACCCCCAUGGCAGCCGGGAGUCAGGCAACAAGGCAGGGUUGGCGGUGGUCCUACCGUACGAUGGGGAUCUCCAAUGCACCCCUUCUUGUGCUUUUCGUUUUCUUUUAUGAGGAGUCGAAGUAUACUCCUACUAUUGAAGGAAUUAGCGCUGGGCUUGGGCCUCAAGAUGAUGCACACCAAGUUCCUUCAGAUGGGACUGGUAACAAGUUAGACCUCAAGACUACAUCGAGGGCUGAGGACUGUGGCUUGACUGAUCCCAUAUUGGACUACAGUAUCCCGAUGAGGACAUGGAGAGAGCGGCUGCCUAUGGUGACAUAUACAUCAGAGCCUAUUUGGUCAUAUUUCUACCGUCCAUUCGUGAUCCUCUUUACAUUUCCUGCAGUCCUUUGCUGCGCUCUGCAGUACACAUGCGGUGUGGUCUGGCUCACAAUUCUUGCAAGCAUGAUCGCGUUGGUAUUCCCACCUCCACCGUAUGAAUUUACACCCAAGCAAAUCGGGUACAUGAGUAUAGGGCCUUUUGUCGGUAAUUUGAUCGAUUCGUUUUAUGGUUUGAUUAUGUUUGGUGCGACGAUCGAUCGGGGAAUGCAUUGGAUUCUACCCAGCAUCGGCGGAGCUCUAUUUGGCUUCGGACUCGGCAGUAUCAGCGGUGCAUGUUUAACCUUGGUUACUGAUAGCUAUAUGGACAUUACUGGGGAUGCCUUCACCGGCGUAGCCUUCCUUCGGAAUGCCUUCAGCAUUGGGAUCCCAUUCGCUAUAAGUCCUUGGAUGGAACGGAGCGGAUUGACGAAUACGUUCAUCGCAUGUGGAUUUAUCAGUCUAGGAGUGACUUUGACCUUACUGGAGAUGGUUAUAUAUGGAAAGAGAAUUCGGCAAGCUACGGCGAGACGAUACCAUGAGAUGGCUGGGAAGGAAUUGUAG
Molecule: messenger RNA, 1482 nt
Organism: Aspergillus alliaceus
Lineage: Eukaryota; Fungi; Ascomycota; Eurotiomycetes; Eurotiales; Aspergillaceae
Product: putative MFS transporter
Exons: 8
Coding region: 1-1482 (493 amino acids)
Biological process (GO): transmembrane transport
Molecular function (GO): transmembrane transporter activity
Source: RefSeq, a predicted model, not a curated record